This is a messenger RNA of Cottoperca gobio, 5192 nucleotides long. RefSeq names its product multiple epidermal growth factor-like domains protein 11. Bases 539 to 3688 code for a protein of 1049 amino acids. The transcript is spliced from 23 exons. Gene Ontology annotation, molecular function: protein binding. Gene Ontology annotation, cellular component: membrane. The record is from RefSeq and is a predicted model, not a curated record. NCBI's taxonomy places the organism in Eukaryota, Metazoa, Chordata, Actinopteri, Perciformes, Bovichtidae.
UUGAAUGAAUAUCAAUGAUAUUUCAGGAGAAAAAAGGUCGAUAUCAGGCUGUUGUAAACCGAUGUAGUGCGGGGGGUGCUCAGUGUAUGCACCAGCAGCAGCUGCAUAUUUUGGUUCCCAAACUUUCAGCUAGUAACAUUACAUUUGACCAACAAACUUCAACACGACGGUGCUUCAUUUAAAACUGUGAACACAACAGCUAAUAGGCUACACGCUAACUGUAUGCUAUCCCCUGAAUACAAAACGGUGGAGAAAGGACAAACUGAUGAAGAAACCUAGCUAAUAAACCAAACUGAGUUUCUCUCUCAGGAGGAGUUUUUUUCAAACAAGGGACGAAACACAGGUGAAUAUUGGACUUCAACUCAACAGGUGACCGAAAAGAAAGUGACGGCCAUGCUGCUCUGCUGGAUGUGCAUCCUGAGGUCCAGCCCCAACACCGGCGUCCACUGGGGAUCUUUUCCUUGGGAUAGAGUUCAGUUUCCCUACAGAUUACCAUUCAUCACGCUCACGUUUGCUCAAGGACGGAGGGAGGAGGACAAUGGGGGCCGGUGGGGUUUCCCCCCAAGCCCUGCUGUGGCUCAACCUGUUCGGCUUGAUCGCUCUGGCUUCGCCCCUCAACCCGGAUGACCCCAACGUGUGCAGCCACUGGGAGAGCUAUGCAGUGACUGUGCAGGAGUCGUACGCUCAUCCAUUUGACCAGGUCUACUACACGCGCUGCACAGACAUCCUCAACUGGUUCAAAUGCACCAGACACAGGAUCAGCUACAAGACGGCCUACAGAAGAGGUGUGAGGACGAUGUACAGGCGACGCUCCCAGUGCUGCCCGGGCUUCUUUGAAAGUGGAAACCUGUGUGUUCCGCUGUGUACUGAAGAGUGUGCCCACGGACGGUGUGUCUCUCCUGAUACCUGCCAGUGUGAGCCCGGCUGGGGAGGACUGGACUGCUCCAGUGGCUGUCAGAGUGACUUCUGGGGGCCCCACUGCAGUAACCGCUGUCAGUGCCGGAACGGGGCCAAAUGUAACCCGAUAACCGGAGCCUGCGUCUGCACCGACGGCUUCCAGGGCUGGCGCUGCGAGGAGACCUGCGACCCCAACCUCUACGGCAAGGAAUGCCUGCUGGAGUGCCAGUGCCUCAACGGCGCCACCUGCCACCAUCAGACCGGCCAGUGCCUGUGUGCGCCCGGAUACACCGGGGCCUUCUGCGAGGAGCCUUGUCCUCCAGGCAAACACGGCUCCCUGUGUGAACAGCGCUGUCCCUGUCAGAAUGGAGGAACGUGCCAUCACGUCACCGGAGAGUGCUCCUGUCCCGCCGGCUGGGUGGGUCCGGUGUGUGCACAGCCGUGUUCGUUCGGAUCGUUCGGCAUUAAUUGCUCUCAGGAGUGCACGUGUCGUAACGGAGGCCUGUGUGACCACAUCAGCGGUCAGUGUCAGUGCACUGCAGGCUACAUCGGAGAGAGAUGCCAGGAUGAGUGCCCAGUUGACACUUACGGGCCGCAGUGUGCCCACAAGUGUGACUGUCAGAACGGAGCCAAGUGCUACCACAUCAACGGAGCCUGCCUGUGCAACGAGGGCUUUAAGGGCCCCAGCUGCCAGGACCGCUUCUGUCCCCCGGGCCUGUACGGACUCAUCUGUGACAAAUACUGCCCCUGCAAAACUGCAAACACACUCAGCUGCCACCCUCUGUCGGGGGAGUGCACCUGUGCAGCAGGAUGGGCGGGGCUCUACUGUAACGAGACCUGUCCUGCGGGUUACUAUGGCGAGGGCUGCCGAGAGCUGUGCUCCUGUGCCAACGGAGCGGACUGUGAUGGCAUCGCCGGAGCCUGUAUGUGCGCCCCGGGAUAUAUAGGGGACGACUGCUCCUUCAGCUGUCCUGCAGGCCUCUACGGGACCAACUGCACCUCCUCGUGCUCCUGCCACAACGAGAUCUCCUGCUCGCACGUCGACGGCUCCUGCGUCUGCAGAGAAGGCUGGCAGGGUGUGGACUGUUCCAUCCCGUGCUCCAGUGGGGCUUGGGGACUAAGCUGCAAUCAGACAUGUCAGUGUGCCAACGGGGCAGCCUGCGACCCCGUCAACGGGACCUGCACCUGCUCUCCGGGCUGGAGGGACGAGUACUGCGACAUACCGUGUCCUGAGGGAUCCUACGGGCUGGACUGCAGAGAGAGAUGUGACUGUUUCAAUGCUGAUGGCUGUGAUCCAGUGACCGGCUUCUGUCGCUGCCUUGCAGGUUGGACAGGUGUCCAUUGCGACAGUGUGUGUGUGGAGGGACGCUGGGGACCCAACUGCUCCUACAGCUGCACCUGUGAGAACGGAGGCUCCUGCUCCCCAGAGGACGGCACCUGUGUGUGCGCUCCUGGCUACCGCGGCACCAACUGCAGACGCACAUGUUCUCCUGGUUUCUACGGCCACCGUUGCAGCCAGUCGUGUCCUCAGUGUAUCCACAGCGACGGGGCCUGCCACCAUGUCUCCGGCCAUUGUGAAUGUCUCUCUGGCUUCUUCGGCUCCCUCUGUAAUCAAGUGUGUCCCAGUGGAAAGUAUGGUAAAGCCUGUGCUGAGGCGUGUUCGUGCACCAAUAACGGCACUUGUUAUCCCAUCGACGGCUCCUGUCAGUGCUACCCCGGAUGGAUCAGCAAGGACUGCUCCAAACCGUGUGCUCAGGGAUCAUGGGGUCCAGACUGCAUCCACACAUGUAACUGUCACAACGGAGCCCAGUGCAGCGCCACAGACGGGGAGUGUAACUGCAGCGCUGGUUGGACGGGACUCUUCUGUACUCAGCGCUGUCCUGCGGGUUUCUUCGGCUCGCAGUGUGCUGAAGUGUGUCGCUGUCAGAACGGGGCGGACUGCGAACACAUCAGCGGACAGUGUUCCUGCAGGACGGGCUUCAUAGGACAAAGCUGUGAGCUCAAGUGUCCUGCGGGGACGUUUGGUUACGGCUGCCAGCAGCUGUGUGAGUGUAUGAACAACGCCACCUGUGACUACGUGACGGGGACCUGCUACUGCAGCAUCGGCUUCAAAGGCAUCCGCUGUGACCAGGCGGCUCUGAUGAUGGAGGAACUGAACCCCUACACCAAGAUCAGCCCGGCUCUGGCUUCAGAGCGCCAAUCAGCCGGUGCCGUCCUGGGUAUCAUCUUCCUGCUGCUGCUCAUCAUGGCCAUGCUCAGCCUGGUGGUCUGGUUCCGCUAUCGGCAGAGAGAGAAAGGCCACCACGUGCCGAACGUCACCUACACGCCCGCCCUGCACAUCAACUCCACAGACUACUCCCUCUCAGACUAUAUGAAGGGCUCCUUGUCCAGCACCUGCUCCCUCAACAGUGAGAACCCGUACGCCACCAUCAACGACGCACCCGGUGUAUGCAAACACUCAGAGAGCAGCUACGUGGAGAUGAAGUCGCCGGCUCACCAUGAUCACAUGACACACUGCUGCUCUGCCGCCAUCGUCACCACGACGACUUCCACCACCGCACCCACCAAGAACGUCUACGACAUGGAACCAACCAUCAGUAUCAUCCAGGGAGCCAACGGUGUGGUGGUUCCCAGUUACCCCCAGAACCCGUACGAUCUGCCCAGGAACAGCCACAUCCCCAGCCACUACGACCUGCUGCCUGUGCGCCCCAGCCCCUCUCACAGCCACAGCCUCACCCUGCACAACCACAGCCCCCCGCUGCCCGGCAGCCCCACCAGCUCGCUGCUCUAGACCUCCUCCAGCACCCAGACUGGACACUGCACCAGUGCUCCCAGUUCAUCCAGAAGCAGGAACCUGUGAACUGGGAUAUACCGUGGAAAGAUUAUACGUGUGUGAAAGGGGGUAGAGUCUCUAUCUUGCAGCGCUCCAACUGUUGCACUGCUGUUUGAUAGUUUAUCACUGUAUUAUAUCCAAAAUGUUUUUGUGCCAAACAAUACCACAUAUUUGUGUUGUAUUGUAAAUUCCCCCUCAUCAACAGAAAUUCAACAGAGGGAAUAUACACAUACAGGAAGUAUACCUUUUUUCUGGUAUGCUGAUGUCUUGAUACGUCCUGAAUCAGAAGAAGGAAAGUCGAGGACGAUCAGAAAAGAGAAACAUAGUGACUGAGUGUAAAGUUAUCAGGGUGGGACGGUAAAUGUGUGUGCCAAUGUGAGGCCCAAUUCACACCUGGACUGAGUGGAUCUACCAAACAAUGAAGCAGCAUCGUACGGCGCUUUAUUUCUCCAGUGCAAACUUGUAAAUUAUGGACAACUCUGGAGAAAAGAUGCUCAUUAUUUCCAUAUUCUCCCAGAAAAAGGAGUAAUAUAAAUAUGUAAAGACAUGCGCACAAACUGCAGUCUGGUGAGAUCCACACUACCUGUACAAUUCAGGUAUUUUUACAUAUUGUUUCUUAUUUCCUGUUUACAUAUUUAAAGAUCCCGACAGGGAUCUAUAUUUUCUCUCUGAAAAGUUAUCUUUUUGUAUGUACUGUAGACAGAGUGGUGUAUUGGCUGUACGCUUACUGUACACCAGUGAUCAUUAUUGUGAUUUUUCUUUUAUUUUGUCAAGCUUAAUACACAUGCAUGGCAAAGAUUAUUCAAGAUAUAAUAUUUAGUCAGGAUUACCCUUAUUAUGUCCCUUGGUGCAAACUGAUUAUUAUCAUCUGACUGUCUCAACAUGGGAAAGACUAAUCUGAAACAGGCUUUCUGGGAACACGCACAGAUUACUUUCAUUAAGGAUUAAUGUUUUUUCGAUUAAUUAUAAAAUGUCAUAAAAUUGUGCAAGAUGACGUCUUUAAUGUCUAAAACCUAAAGAUUUCCGUAACUAUCACAUGAGGAAAAGAAAAGCAGCACAUUUACACAAUGUUUUGCCUGAAAGAUUACUCAAAGCCCCACAAAGGCCUGUCAAUGAUUCCCUGUCAUUACAGAAUGUCUGUUCUUGUGGCAACUAUUUCCCACAUUAUAUAUGAAACAGAACCGUAAUAUAUGAAAUUCUGCUUGAUUUACUUCAUGAUAGAUGGAUCACUUUUGUUAAAAAUGCUCAUGAUUUUACCUUGGCUAAAAGCAAUAACGUGACAUGUUGACAAUCAGAUGUAAACAGCUUUGUUUUCCUGCUUUAGUUCCAUUUGCUCUAACUUUAUCUUGCUAUAUGUUUUUCCUUCGACUUUGAUCCAAAUAAUGAUUUACAGCUAAUGUAGAUGUAUCAAGUGCUUUGUUGGUCUUUUUGUUUCAAGCCCUGAACUCAAUAAAGUUGUCAU